Messenger RNA from Uncinocarpus reesii 1704, 1014 nucleotides. RefSeq lists its product as uncharacterized. Lineage: Eukaryota; Fungi; Ascomycota; Eurotiomycetes; Onygenales; Onygenaceae. Gene Ontology annotation, cellular component: cytoplasm. The transcript has 2 exons. Gene Ontology annotation, biological process: ubiquitin-dependent protein catabolic process. Gene Ontology annotation, molecular function: ubiquitin binding; ubiquitin conjugating enzyme binding. The coding region runs from base 1 to 1014 and encodes 337 amino acids. The record is from RefSeq and is a predicted model, not a curated record.
AUGUCCGAUCCGGAUGCACAAGUUGAACUUCCUCCUAUGAAACCACCUCGUCCUUCAACGACAUCGACCACCCAAAUACAGCUUGAACAAGAUGAGAUAUACGCUCGUCAGCUUGCGGAGCAUUAUAACAAUGCAGAGCAGACUCGCAGAUAUCCUCAGUCUUCCGGGGACCACGAACCGCACUUGCCACAACGACGCAAAGAAACUGGUUUAAAGCCGAAUGAAUUAUACGACGAUCGAGAACACAGCUUUAUCGAUGACGAUCUUCCAAUAAUAAAAGAGAACCUCCGCAAAGGCUUCCUGGAAACUCAAACAAGAGUCAAUAACUGGGUUCAAAAUUUAAAGAAAAAGCUCGACGGGGAAGAAUCGGAAGACGAGUACUACCAACAAACCCAGCAGGGCCAGCAGGGCCAGCAAUAUGGCCAGGGAUUUCCAGAGACACAAAGCUACCGACCUAGAAGAAGUGGCGAGGCUCGCCGCAGUGCCGACCGCGAGCGAUAUGACGCGGAUCCUCAAGUUUUGAGUGACGAUUUUGCGACAUUAGAAUUAAGAGAUAAUGAGGGUAAAACAGGCCGGCAGCCUACAUUUGAGGUGUCUAAACUGACAAGUGAAGUAGCUACCCUCCCGAACCGUCCACCUCGCCCUACCGCAAAUCCGGAUUUGUUCAAACCCAAGUCUCCCUCUCCAGACCGCCGGAAGGUUUCGUUUCAAGAAGGCCCACCUGAGGAAAUCACCGGGCCUUACUCCUCCCGCCAAGGCACACAAAGUCGUAGUGCUCAGUCAUUGGGGAAAGCAAGCAAAUGGCAACCUUUAGCAGCGGUGGAACCAUCUCCUGUCGCAGACCAUGAUCCUUUCAGCCUUGGAGAUACGGACGAUGAGAAGGAGGUGAAAAAGUCGGAUGCAAAGCCAGAUGAUGCUGAGAAGGCAACCAAAGCUACUACAGAAGCUACGGAGAGCGACAUAGGGCCCAGCGGAACCGAUAAGAAAUCUGAUAAGGCACCGGAAAGUUCGUAG